AUGGUCACCCCUAUGGUGCAAAACGUUCCCUCGCACCCUGACCCUAUGGUUAGACCUAUGGUGCAGAACGUUCCCCCGCACCAAGCGGUACGACAAGUUGGGAGAAACCUCCCAAAUGAGCCACCUAGUGGCUCCAUCAGCAAAAGGUUGGACGACAUGCUCUCCACGUUUUUUUGCUCUCAUAUUAUUCAUUACGAGCCCCCAAGGGGAUUCCUCGUGCCUAAAUUCUCCACAUACGAUGAGUCCAGCGACCCCUUCGACCAUAUCAUGCAUUAUCGACAGCUCAUGACUCUUGAUAUAGGAAACGACGCGCUGUUAUGCAAAGUAUCCCCCGCCAACCUACAAGGGCAGGCCCUCUCAUGGUUUCACCGCCUACCUCCCAACUCUGUGGACAAUUUCAAGGACCUGUCGGAAGCCUUCGUAGGACAAUACUUAUGCUCCGCUCGGCAUAAGCAGAACAUCAACACUCUGCAAAACAUAAAAAUGCAGGAUAACGAGUCCUUAAGGGAGUUCGUGAAGUGGUUUGGUCAAGCCGUGCUACAGGUAGAGGCUUACAGCAUGGAUGUUGUCCUGCAGAUCUUCAAGCGAAGCAUCUGUCCAGACACCCCAUUUUUUGAAUCACUCGUUAAAAAGCCUCCUACGACGAUGGACGACUUGUUUCGGUGUGCGAGCAAAUACUCAAUGCUCAAAGAUGACGUGCGAGCAACCACCCAGCAAAUCUUGGUUGCUGGACAAGCAUCCAAAAGUGGUGCGGAAAGAAGUGUCAAACUUUCGGACUGGCCAAGGCCGUCCGAUCAAAGGCAGGAAGGGCCAAGUUGCCCAGAAAUGCCGCCCCUCACACUCCUCUUCAUAUCCUACGAGAAGCUCCUCCCUAUGAUCCAAGACCUGUCCAAUUUCAGGUGGCCCAGACCCAUCAGAACGGACCCGGCCCAAAGGGAUCAUAGUAAGAAGUGUGUCUACCAUAAGGAGCACGGCCACACUACGGAGACAUGCAGGAGCCUCCAUUACUUCGUUGAAAAGCUCAUAAAGGCAGGACAUUUGAAGCAAUACCUCCGCUCAAAGGCCAGAGGUAGAGACGCCUCCCGAAAUCACAACUCUGGAACCCCCAGGGCUCCAGCCGCCCCCAAAGUCAUUAUAAACUAUAUUAACGGAGGCCUAUUUGACGAGGAGUACGACUCCAAACGAAAGAGACAGAAGUUGUUACGGGUAGCAUUGGUGCGUGAGCGUGUCAACUCCGUCCGGCCUGGGAUAACUGGGGGGGAGCCCUCGCCCCAUAGAUGA
Molecule: messenger RNA, 1281 nt
Organism: Vitis vinifera (wine grape)
Lineage: Eukaryota; Viridiplantae; Streptophyta; Magnoliopsida; Vitales; Vitaceae
Exons: 1
Coding region: 1-1281 (426 amino acids)
Source: RefSeq, a predicted model, not a curated record